Molecule: messenger RNA, 1429 nt
Organism: Cephus cinctus (wheat stem sawfly)
Lineage: Eukaryota; Metazoa; Arthropoda; Insecta; Hymenoptera; Cephidae
Exons: 3
Coding region: 34-906 (290 amino acids)
Source: RefSeq, a predicted model, not a curated record
UUGAGCUCAGUGUUCAAGUGUCUUUCGUUUGAGAUGUAUCUAACUCGAGCGAUGGUUCCUUUAUCGGUAUCGAUUAUCCUUUUUGCAACUGCAGUGGUUUCUUUGGCGAGCGAUAUAUCUUCGAAGAUCGAUCUUGAUUCGGAAGAGAAACCAAGUCUGCCAAGCACUUUGAGCACUUCGGUUCUUAAGGCUUUUGUCGACUUGAACCAGGGUGCAGGAGCGGGGCCAAAGUCACCAGGAUUCACCCUGAACGAACGGCUGGGAGAAUUCGGGGCACAAAUUGGAAAGCCAAAAGAUGAUUUUAUAAGCAUCGAGCAACUUUUUCAAAAUAAAAAAAGACAAGAGAGACCUUUCGAUUUGGGAUACGAUAUUCCAUCUAUGGGUAAACCGACAGUUGUGAAUAAUAUUCACAUUAUUGUUAAUGGCAACGAAACAGGUUCCGGUGAGAAUGCCUGUAAAAACGGCGUUUGCAACGUACGAGUAACUACGAAUCCGGAUGCCGAUGGAAAUUUGGUGACUGACGUACAUUUGAGUGUCGUGACAAAAAUAAAAAAAAAUACAAAAAUCGACGACGUGCCGGUCAUCGACGGAAUUCGGAAUCCCGGAAAUUACGAGCAGGUUCCUGCCUUUCAUUUUUUCGAGCAGCCACUUCCGCUUCAUCCUCAUUACUUUGACAAUAACAUCCCUCAGGUUCCCAUUCACAGACAGGACUCUCCUGAUUUCGACUCCUGGUAUCAUCUGCCAAAAAUUUAUCUGACACCGCAAGAGUCCUGGCACCGCGCCCGCAAUUUGGAACACCCUUUCAAAGGGCCACAGACAGCUGGCAGAACAUGGACGACAAGGAGGGUCCUGGUGGAUGAUAAAAUAGAGCCACCCCUUAGCAAGACCAAGAGCAGCCAGGAGUAAAAUACGAAUGGAUCGUUUUCAGGGUAAAUGAACAAAAUACUUUUUGUUCUAUCGCGAUGGAGCUAAUCCCUUAUGUGAAUUUGGGGGUCGGAGUAAUAGGAAGUGGAAAGAAAUGGGAAGGCAGAUGGAAUCUCUUUCAAGAAUCGGGGGGUGGUUACGCUUGGGUACUCUCUGGCAAAGGGAUGGUUUAAUUAUGAGGUACAGGGCUGGAAAAAGCAUACGGACUUCAUUCUCUUUAACAUUCUAAUUUAUCGAGUGACUACCCUGUUUUCUGGAAACUGACAGGAAAUGGGCUGCAGAACUUUACGUCUUUCCUCAUACUCAAAGUUACAUACUAGAGAGUGUAGAAAAUGGGCAGGGCACGGGUAGGGGCAAGGGGAAUAUUUUUUUUGAAAAAUAUAUUAUUUUACAUAAUAAAUUAGUAAAAAAAAAAAAGAAAGACUCGUGACGCUAGCGUACCUUUUUUUUUACUAGCACAUAGCAAUACAAAUAAUACCAAAUAAAUAUAAAAAAAAUUCAAUAA